CCUGAAUUAUUUGUUUCCAAAUUGAGAACGAAACUUGGAAACGAUGGUUUGAGCAUUCCUCCGGAGCAGAGAGAUGCCCUUCUCAAUAUUUGUAAAGAGAUAGAAGAAAAGAUACCGGCGGUUAAUUGCUGUUGGCGUCUAUGUAUGGAAUUUGAGGACACUAAAGGAGGCGUAUUAGAUAAAAAAUACAAAGAGUUUGAAACGUGUGUACUCCAAAAGGAUGUUAUAGAUUGGAAACAAGUGGAAGAAAAAUUACGACAGUUUUUAUUGGAGUAUGACAGUACUAAAAGUGAUGAAUUGAGGUUUACGAUCAAGUCGACUACCUGGCGUAAAGUGUUCUGGACUCACGUUGGAUCAAUUCCAGUAUCCGUCCAAAAAUGCUUACAAUUAUGUGAGGAGUUAGAGAAAGCAUAUAUCUUUAGGAGGAUCCCAUUAAUUGAUGGCUACGAUCCAUACAUUGGAAGAUGUGAAAGAGUGGGAGAAUAUGUGCUUAAUAUGAAAACCGUGGAUUGGGACGAAAUCAGAAAAUUCUUGUGGGAAAUAAUUUUCGACUGGAGAAGAGAACUUGGCUUUCAAGGCAUUACUGUCGAGGAUCUGGAUGGUGAACAGCACAUCAUCUAUAACAAUAUGUAUCAUAGAUAUGGAAAUAUGGAUUAUCUCGUAAGUUCAGUUGUGGAUACAACUGGUCUUUCAAAAGAAGAUUUUGUAUUUGUGUACGGAAAGAGUCUUAUAUUCCCAUGGGAAAAUUUGUACAUACCUGACGGUGCAAAUAUAAAGCUUCUUCCGUUAAAGAAAGAACUUGCUAAUCAAAGUAUUGUUGUCGAGGAUCUAGAUGGUCAACAACACAUUAUCAAUACAAAUUGGGUGAUGUACAACGAUGAUGUUGAUUAUCUCGUCAGACAAGUUGCACGUACAACUGGCAUUUCAAAAAGAAGAUUUGUACUUGUGUACAGUGAAAAGCUUAUUGUCCCAGGACAAUAUUUCUACAUACCUAAUGGUGCAAAAAUACAGCUUCUUCCUGUGAAGAAAAACCAAAACCCUCCUACAGACCUUACUACAUAUGUGAGGGGUAUAUGCAAUGGCAUUUAUGGGCAGAUCCACAGACUGUUAUCGAACUUUCCCAAGGCCUUUGAAGACACUACACGUUUACUCUCUGAGAAGGAUUUUGUGAGGAUAUCUCAGUUAAUAGGUAAAGGAUGGGGAAUGCUUGGAAUUGAGCUUGGUCUUACGAAGGUGAAGUUGCAACAGAUAAAAGAAGACAAGCAAAAUGCAGUCUCACGUAUAUUUGAAAUGCUAAACCAAUGGGGUCAAACACGAAAAAAUGGAGCCACAGCAGGUCAACUGCUUUCUGCUGUCAUGAAAAGUGGAGUAAGCUGUGAAUUCGAAAACCUUAAACGGGCCCUUCUAAUUGGCUUGUAAGAGAACAUUCCUUACCUACAGAAACUAACAAUGCUUUAAUCAUGAUCCUGUAAAUAAACUUUUGACUUGUGAUAUAAAAUAUAUUUAAUCGGGACAAGAGACGAAAAAAAGGAACCUCUAGUUAUUUGUCACAUAUUUGUGGACUUAUAUUAUAAUGUCAAUAUUCAUAUAUCUUUAUAUCUUCUGCAAAAUAAUCACAUCAACUAGAUAACUCAUUCGUAAAAUAACACACAUACCUCCUUUUUAUCAACAGGGAGAUAUUUCUCAAUACUAUUAAUAUUUAUCAAAAAUAAGAUAAUAUAAUUUUACUCAGUACAAUAACCUUUUAUGGAAAUCAGCUUUUUCGAAGAAAUUCUUUAAAUUAUGUUUUGGAACCAUGUUUUAAAGAUUAUUUGCUUAAUUUGUUUUUAAUUGCAUGCUCUACUUAACACUUGUUUCUUAUUUAAGCAAAGCAGCUUGAUUCAGUUACUUUACAUAUUAGUAUUUAUUAUGAAAGGAUGUUUUUUGACUGGCAAUGGUUCACUGUUUAAAGCUUCUGUUUAACUAAUUUGUCUUUAUAUUUGUUUUUGGUAUAUAUGAAUUGAGCCUAGGUGAUUACAUACACUUUAACGUUUAUCAAUAUGGUUGUGUCAAAAUAAAUUAUAGUAUCGGAAUUGUUUGAUUUUAUUAACCUGUCAAUUACAUACUGAUUACACGGUCAUUGCUCACAAUAUAUUAAUCUUUGAUAGAUUUUCGUUAAGUUCAGUGAUAUGUACACAGUAAGAUGUCAUUUAAAUUAAUUUGUAUCUGUGAAGUUAUUGUACUGAGCGUUAUAGCACAAUAGGGAAAGCUGCGCAUUAAUAAUUUCUAAGUGCUUUAAGUUUUGUUAGAUGCAUUGGUGCAUGUUUCUUUCUUAUUUAUAUUUUCAACGUUAUUAAGGCUAUAGUUGUUUAGUAUGUUUUUUUGUUUAAAUUUAAUAUUUUGUGCUUUUAUUUGGGUAAAGUCCUUACUCUUUUGAAAUAACAUGGUUUAAGUAUUAAUACUUUAUUCAUUCGGAUUAAAAUCAAUAAAUGUCAUUUCAAUGCAGUAACGAACAAUGCAAAUCAAGACAAAACAUUGUUUCUAAGUUGCUUCAUAUUCGUGUAGAAAAUCAUGCAAGCACUCUGCAAUUUCCUUUAAAAUAUAUUUUGCAAAAAUAAAGAUAGGUCUAAAACAUUGGCAAAAGUAGUCAUCGAAAAACAGACCUCUCACAUAUAAGGUAAUUACUUAAGCAACAGUGUUAUUACGGAUAUAUCGACAAACAAUAAAUUAAGCUGGACCAGUUCGACUAUAAAAACAUUAAUCACAUACUCCAUCUUAAUUCUCGUAAACUACACGGACACAACCGAAGUGGGAUCGAUUAUUCAUAAUUGACAGGUCAAUGAAAUCAGACUAUAACAACAUUCGAAUGUAGCAAAAAAAUCUUACUCUUGAUUUAUAUAAAUAAAAUGAAUAUGUUUAUGAAUUUUGAUAUAACACUUGCAAUCAUACCUUUAUAAUAGUUAAGCGCUCCAUAACAUUUAUGAAACCAUACUAUGAUUUUAUCUUUU
Molecule: messenger RNA, 2987 nt
Organism: Ruditapes philippinarum (Manila clam)
Lineage: Eukaryota; Metazoa; Mollusca; Bivalvia; Venerida; Veneridae
Exons: 14
Coding region: 145-1419 (424 amino acids)
Biological process (GO): signal transduction
Molecular function (GO): protein binding
Source: RefSeq, a predicted model, not a curated record